UACAGCAAUCCGCCUAUCGAUAUCGACAGAAUGGCGCGUUUUUUUUUUAAUAUAUAUUUUUAAUAUAUAAAUACCAGCCUGCCUUGGUAUACAAAAGUAAAAGCUUGCAAAUAAUAUAAAACCUUUGUUUUUACUUCUUGAUUUGUUUAAAAUACGUUUCAUGUACCAAACUGCGAACUUAUGGGGCCUUAAAUAUUCCUUAGGAAUUCGUAAAAGAAAAAGACGGCUUUUGUUUCUUGAAAAUAAAAUAACAUUGGACACAUUUAUGAUGCCAUGCCUAACGACGCGAUAAUCAAUUCGGGCCCCUACGAAGUGGGACGCCUUCGCCGCCGGCGGGAUCGGCGGGUGGCGGAGUACCUCUUCAGGCGUUCCAUCCGCACCAGCAAUCCGGAGCCCGAGAUGAGCGCGUGUCGCCUGAUCAAACUGCUGCUCUACCUCACCAUAUUUUAUGUGGUUUUGGGCGCCUUUGCGACCGGAUUGGUCCUCCUACUUAUAGAGCAUCACAUAUUACCGGAUAUGCCGGGAUCCAAGAAGUUCCCCGGGUUAGCAUCCGCGCCCGGAAAACCUGUGGGCGAUGAGAAGCAAAUUGUGUGGAGCCCGAGGAACGAGAAGGAGCUGGGUAUCAUUCGGCGCGAGAUGUCGCAUGUGAUGGAUCCAUACGGUCUCAUAGGAAUGAAGCGUAUGAUGGGCUGUAACCUGGACGACAGCUGGGGCUAUAUGACCUCGAGACCCUGCAUUCUAUUGAAGAUCACCCAGGCACUGGGCUUCCAGGCGGUCACCUACGAUGACGCCUUGACGCUGCCCGACUACGCUCCGGAUGAACUUUUCGACUAUGUGGUGGGCUUGGGCACGGAGGAUCGCUUAAACCGCAUCUGGUUGUCUUGCCAGGUUAUGGAGCCGGGACUGAACAUUCAGUUUGACUACGUUCCGGAUCGCUUCUUCGAUGCCGUAGAACUCUUCACCUCUGGCAAUGUCUUUCUGAACGAGUCCUCGGAUAACGAUGGCGGUACUUACAAGGAGGAUCCCCGCUAUAGGCGCAUCAUCGGUGUUCAGCUUAGCAACAUUCCGCCCAACCGGAACAUCAAAAUCCACUGCAAGGCCUGGGCUAAGAACAUCCCACUCUACAUGGUAACGAUCAAGUUCCUGGUCCGCCUGGCGGCACCUGUGCAUCCAACCACUCCACUGGUACUGGACGAGUGGUACGAGUGAGAUCUGCUGGCGUAAUGAGGGGAAGUGAUGGGUUCAUUUAAUGUUAAAUGUUAUCACCUAACAAAAUGGUAAUUAAAGAUUCCAUUUGGAGAAGUA
Messenger RNA from Drosophila erecta, 1305 nucleotides. RefSeq lists its product as uncharacterized. The transcript has 2 exons. Gene Ontology annotation, biological process: potassium ion import across plasma membrane; intracellular sodium ion homeostasis; intracellular potassium ion homeostasis. NCBI's taxonomy places the organism in Eukaryota, Metazoa, Arthropoda, Insecta, Diptera, Drosophilidae. Gene Ontology annotation, molecular function: ATPase activator activity. Bases 274 to 1209 code for a protein of 311 amino acids. Gene Ontology annotation, cellular component: sodium:potassium-exchanging ATPase complex. The record is from RefSeq and is a predicted model, not a curated record.